Messenger RNA from Paecilomyces variotii, 2618 nucleotides. Its product is annotated as putative lipin Smp2. The coding region runs from base 106 to 2361 and encodes 751 amino acids. NCBI's taxonomy places the organism in Eukaryota, Fungi, Ascomycota, Eurotiomycetes, Eurotiales, Thermoascaceae. The transcript has 5 exons. The record is from RefSeq and is a predicted model, not a curated record. Gene Ontology annotation, molecular function: phosphatidate phosphatase activity. Gene Ontology annotation, biological process: fatty acid catabolic process; triglyceride biosynthetic process. Gene Ontology annotation, cellular component: nucleus.
AGAUAUCCUUCUGACCAUCGAUUCCGGGCGACAUCUUUUCGAUCAGAUACUCUGUUGGUCCUGAUUCCAGUGUGUUAACGGUGCCAACCGUUCGUCUGUCUCAGGAUGCAGUACGUGCGGAGUAUCAGUGGUUCCGUGUCCAAGACCUGGAACUCGAUCAAUCCAGCCACCUUGAGCGGAGCCAUUGACGUGAUAGUCAUCGAGCAGGAAGAUGGGACGUUAGCUUGUUCGCCGUUCCACGUUCGCUUCGGCAAGUUCUCGUUACUGCGGCCCUACGAGAAAAAGGUCGAGUUCCGUGUCAAUGGAGUCAGGCAAAAUUAUGCCAUGAAAUUGGGAGAAGGGGGAGAGGCCUUCUUCGUAUUCGAAACAAAGGAUGACGUACCCGAAUCGUUGCAGACGUCCCCUCUGGUAUCUCCCACAGGGAGUCCCAAGCCACAAGCUGGAGAACCAUCCUCACUCCAGGAGCCGGAAUUCCUGGACCUGGACAAAUCAAGUACCAGUCUGGGUAAGAUCGAUUCGAAGAGGGCCCUCGGAAUGCCUCCGCAUCUAUCGGGCAGUAUGCGGGCGUCUACUGAUAUAGGCCUGGUUACGCCUCCGUCAGCAUCACCAGACGCCGCUGUUUCGGGUAGGACUCGUUCUACUACAUUGGGGGAAGACGCUAUUCAACCCACUAGGCGUGCGAUGUCCGAGGAUGUUCUUACGGCGACGACUUCCUUGCAAGAUGCUAGCGUCCACGGAACCUUUCAGAGGGAAGAGGGCGCUGAGGAGGGCUCUCCUCGGUCCAUCCGCUCCCAGAGUCCUCCGCCUUUGUCAGCCAAGGAGGCCUUUUCGCGAGCAAUGGCCCUGUCAAAGAAACUAUCGACGUCAAACAUACCCACCCAUGUCACGGAAACAGGUGAUCUGAUGCUCGACAUGACCGGAUACAAGAGCAGUGAGGAGGAUGCCCUCCGAGCGGAGAUCAUUGCGCGCAAGAUCCUUGCAGAGGAGCUGGAGGGGAACUAUGAUAUUGGUGCUCUUAUUGGGGCAGAUGAGAAGGGCAACCUGUGGAUCUACAGCAGCGAAGAAGCAAAAGAAGCGAGACAGGCGGCCACGCGUCAGGCCACUAUGGGACCGUUCCGGUCGAGCGCGGGAAUGAGCGAUGACGCCGUGUCGGAUCCAGGAUAUCACAGUGACAGUGAUAGGAGCCUUACGGAUCCUGCACCUACGACGAGACAUCAUCGUACCCAGUCGGACGUCCAGCCUGGAUUUCCAACCCCCCCUCAUACUCCCACACAGGACCCCUCUGCGGGGGAGCAAAAUCGCAACUAUGCAAAGACCUUACGUCUCACCAGCGAUCAACUGAAGGCCCUGGAUCUCAAGCCAGGUGCCAACCCCAUAUCAUUCAGUGUCAACAAGGCUAUCUGCCCUGCGACCAUGUAUCUCUGGAACUACAAGACACCAAUCGUCAUCUCCGAUAUUGAUGGUACAAUUACGAAGUCCGAUGCCCUAGGGCACGUUUUGAACAUGAUCGGACGCGACUGGACCCAUCUGGGUGUCGCAAAGUUGUACACCGAUAUUGUCAACAACGGGUACAACAUCAUGUAUCUCACCAGUCGGUCCACCGGACAGGCAGAUAUAACACGAACCUAUCUUAACGGCGUUUGCCAAGAAGGGUAUCGACUGCCGAAAGGCCCUGUCAUCAUGAGCCCUGAUCGGACAAUUGCAGCGUUGAGACGUGAGAUCUACCUGAGGAAGCCCGAAGUCUUCAAGAUGGCCUGUCUCCGAGAUAUCCUCAGUUUGUUCCCGGGGAAACGGAAUCCUUUCUAUGCAGGAUUCGGAAACCGACUCACGGACGCUUUGAGUUACCGAUCUGUGAACAUUCCGUCAAGCAGAAUUUUCACUAUCAACUCUAAUGCAGAAGUUUCCCUCGACCUCCUCAGUUUAAACAAGUACAAGAGCAGUUAUGUCACAAUGAGAGAGCUGGUCGAUCACUUCUUCCCUCCGGUCACCAUGCUUGUCCAGGAAGGUGGGGAGGAAUGUACAGAUUUCACCUACUGGCGUGAACCUCCCCCCGAGCUCGAAGAUUUCUCCUCAACGGACACUGAGGAUGAGGAGGAUGAGCUUGAGGAAGAAGAAGAGGACGAAUACGAGGAAGAAGCAAGUGACAUGGAAGAUGAAGAACGGGCCGAGGAUGGCGGUGAGAGUUACGUGUCGCGGCCAUCUCUCGAUGACUCCCAGUUUGCCGGAUCGGUUGCAGAUGAAGACGUUUAUGACACAGAUGCGGAAGAGGAAUCGGAGGAUGAAGACAUGACUGGUGAUGGCGGUGUUACGCUUAACACGUCUGUCAAGCAUGCAUCUGAUGUUAACCUCCCUCUCCGCUAGCCUUUCCUACGUGGAUUUAUUUCCCACCAGACUUAUACCCCAAGCAGUCUCAACUGUCUUCAAUAGAUGCGUGCCUGUGUCGGAUUUGUACAUGGCCGCGUGCUUCUAGUUUGGGUUUCGAGACACUGCUUACAUUUCUGCAUAUUUCUGUCAACGCCUAGUAUCAGGAAGUUGCCCUGAUAAUUGCAUAGCCGGCGUUUACAUACAAUUAUUUACACUGCCUGUUCCUGAAUUUGGAUUUGAAUGCAUCUUGUGAG